CCCAAAAGGUGUGCAUAGUUUUUGGGAGCCUUGGAAGAAACAUUUUCCUUCGACUACCAAACCAAUAUAUAAAUAAACCAUCGACAAUUACAAUGGCACUACCAGCAAGGUUUGGUGGAUCAGACACAGAUGUAAAGGCCUUUUCACCACACCAACGCGAUGAAAAUACUAACUAUGAAAUACCAAAAAAAAAACAAAACAAAUCAAAUCCAAAUACACGUAAUAAAAAAUGAAUUAUUCAUAAUCAUCAUUUAUGAGUCAAUUCUACCAGCUAACAUAAGGAAACAACUCUACGUUUGCAUCUGAUUACUUUACCCCACAUGUGGAUAAAAUGCAACUUUCUCAUUAGUUUUUGAACAAUCAAAAGGGCCUUUACCAGUUGGUGUGGUGAAAAGGCUUUUGUACUUGUACUAGAGUAGUACUAUACGUUUACCCCUAUACAAAACAUUAUCAAAUAAAUACAUCUCGUUAAUUUAAUCUUCAAGGCAAUUGAUAUGCUCAUUUAUUGAACAAUUUGAGGUCCAUGAGUCGUUAAGAGCUCAUUAGCAAUACUAAUUUGCACGUUUAGUAAUAGUUUUAGUGUGACAAAUUAAUACAUUAUGGGUAAAUAUUAAAUAGGUUUUAUGGAUUACUUAUCCUUAAUGAUCAAUCAACAUGUGCCUAUAAUGCCGUACAGGUACAUGGGCCCAAUGAAUAUGAAUUGAUGUGUAAAUAUAUACAUGUAUCAAUAUUUGUUUUACAAGGGGGUAAAGUUUUUGUUUAACCCCUCGUGCCCGAUUGAUAACCAAUCAAGCAUAUGAUUCAAAAAUAAGAAAAUUUUGUUAAGUUUAAUCUUGAGCGUUGCGAGUGUUUCAGGGCAAGGGUUAAACAAACUAUGCUUCCGACUAAUACGAAACACAAGAGUUUUCACAAUAUCAACGCGGGAGAAUACUAACUGUCAAACGUUACACAUCAUAUCCAAAUGAAUUUUAUUUAAUUUUUAUCACUAAAAAUCAUUUCUUCACAAACGCCUCAAAUCACUGCCACUUAUGGAUAAAAUGCAACUUUCUCAUCAGUUUUUAAAGAAUAAAGAGAGCCCGUAGAAGCUGGUGAGGGGCAAAAUGUAUUAAAACGAUGUGUACGUAUGCAUUAGGUAGACAAAAGUAAGUGUAAAGUGCACAUAAGCCUAAGCUUCAUGCAAUCAUUGCAGGCAUGCAGAAAGCUCAGAUCAGACUUCUAAGAGUAGCUAGAGUAAUGUUGUUUACCAUGUCAAUGUCAAUGUCAAAUAGGUUACAAUAAAUAAGUUUACAGUACAUAUGGUGCUACUUUAUCGCACUAGUGCGAAAAUUAGCAUAUUACGUUACUGUGCCGAACAUUUAAAGGGCAAUAUGUACUGUAAAACGUUGUACGAUACAUGUGCGAAUAGGUAAUUCGCAACUCGUGUCGAUUUAUCGCCACUCGUUUCGGAUUUCCUAUUUUUCGCACUUGUAUCGUAAUGUACUAUUACAGUACAUAUGGUGCUAGUUUUCCGCACUAGUGCGUAAAUUAGCACAUUAUGUAACUAUAGCAUAGUUAUGUCGAAAAUUUAAAGUUUUUCGCACUUAUAUCAUAAUAGUACAUUACGAAUAGGUAAUUCGCAACCCGUGUCGAUUUAAAACACUCCUUUCGGUCGUGUUUUAAUUUAUCGCCACUCGUUUCGUAUUUCCUAUUUUUCGCACUUGUAUCGUACAACGUUUUACAGUACAUAUGGCCCUUUCAAUGUUAUAUAUUAUGUGUUGCACUAUAUGUACUGUAAAUCACUAUUCUGCACAUUGACGUUAAAAGGGGCAGGAUUUGUAACUUAUAAUAUAUAUACAGGGCGUCCCAAGACUAUGGGACAUCAAGGGAAAGUACCUUAAAUAUCGUAGAUAGGAUAUUUUCCUGAACAAAGACUUUAUUUUAUUUUUAAAAGUAAGUAAUAUUGCAUUCAAAGAAUUUCUAAAAAAAUGAAAAUUGCUUACUUUUUCUGGGAAUUAAACGGAAGCUUGAAAUUUUAAUCAAAAUUUUACUCUAUUCAUUUCUUUCGCGAUAUCAUAUUUCUGAGAUGACUUAUUUUUUAUGCAUUCCUUCGAUUGGCAUCAUAAAAAUACAGGAUGUUUUUUUUUCCAAUUUGAGUCGGGUCGAUUUCGAAAGUAACUUAUUUUUUUUUAAAUCUUUGAAUGGAGUAUUACUCAGUUUUGAAAAUAAAAUAAAGUCUCCUUUUAGCAAAAUAUCCUAUGUCUUAUAUUUAAGGUACUUUCCCUUGAUGUCCCAUAGUCUUGGGACGCCCUGUAUAUAUCUAUAUAUAUAAAUGCACGUGCAUUUAUAUAUAUAGAUAUAUACACGUGUCCUGACUGAUUGACUCACCAACGCAGAGCCGAAACUUCAAAUGCUAGAAAGUUGAAAUUUACACACUAGGUUUCAUUUAUAAAGUGUACAAGAGCUAAGAAGCGAUUUUGUGAAAAUCAACCCCAAAGGGGGUUAUAAAGGGAAUUAAAGUUUGUAUGGGGUUCAAGGUAGGGUUCAACUUCGUAAAAAGAUAUAAUAUUAAAAUACAAGUAAACGAAUUUCAGCGUUUUUGCAAAUUCAUCCCCUAAGGUGGUGAAAAAUGGGGCAAAGUUUGUAUGGGGUUCAAAUAUUAUUUUAAGAUAGGAACUUGAAACUUGUUAAAAGGUAUUUUUUUAAAGAAGAAAAUUUAUUUUAGCGUUUUUGAAAAUUCGAAUUGGGGUCGAAUAUUUGUAUAGAGAUCAAACAUUUUUGUGAUUGCGGGACUUGAAUCUUUGUUUAAAGGCAUAUUAUUAGAAUAUAAGAAAAAUAAUUUCAGCAUUUUUAAAAUUCAUCCUCUAAAAGGGCCUAAGGGGUCGAAAGUUUGAAUCCGCUACAAAUAAUGCUUUAAACAUCUUUAGAAAGGCAUACACUUAAACAUUACUAAAAUAAGCCAGUAACUUUCCUUUUAAAGUAAGCUAGGAACUUGAAACUUAGUAAAAGGGCAUUAUAUUAAAAUAAACAAAAACUCAUUUUACCGUUUUUGAAAAUACAUUCCCCGAGUUGGUUAAACAAGUGUUGAAAGUUUGCAUCAGGAACGAAAACUUUUGUAAACAGUGAACAUGAAAUGUAAAAAGAUAUUACCAUAAUAGAAAACAAGAAAAAUGAAUUCAGCGUGUUUAGAAAUGUAUUAUUCUUUAAGGGAGUUAAAAUGUAUUGAAAGUUAGGAUUAAUCUCCUAAUUCGAUGAAAAAGGGUUCAUAGAUUGCAUCGGGAGCGAACAUUAUUUUAAAUAGUGGACUUGAAAGUCUUCUAAGGGGGCUGAGAGGGAUUAUAUCGAGAACAUUUUUUUCAGUUAGGGGCUUGAAACUUUGUUGGUUGGAACAAACAAAUCUUAGGCGUUGUAUAAUAAUUAACAAUUGAUUUACCGUCCCUAUCUUUUGCUGCAUAAUGUUCUAACACUCUCAUGUAUAUAAUAUAUAAACUUCUUCUUCCUCCUGCCCUUAUCCCUUUAGAAUAUAUAAUCACCGACAUAAAAAUCCUCACGUAAUAAAUAAUACCUACAUAUUCUAUUUAUUUGCUUUUUAAUCUACAUAAUUUUUUUUUCCGUUAGAUCUAUUAGCAAUAAUGUAAAUUUUAUAUUUUAAUCAAGGUCACCUCACUGGUCAAAAUACACCUAAUUCCAAUAAAAUACAGUUUCCUCAACAAAUAAUAAUUAAAAUCAAGGCACAACAUGAAUUAACCAUUUCCAUCUUGAAGUAUGAGCUUAAGAGGACCAGGCACUGAAGGGCCAAUAAAGAAAAUCAUUGGAUGUGCCACUUACCGUGUGGCUGCAAAUUUGCGCAGGGAUUAUACAAGCAAAAAUCAUGUCUAAAUGGAUGGUGGUAACGGUUAGACAGAGUGAAAGCAUCGUUUGUAGGUCUGUAGGCUGUCAACUGCUGGAAGUAGGCGGCGCGGCGUGCGCGAGCGAGUGCCCGUACGCAACGGAGAUAGCUGCCCGCUGGGGCUACCAACUUAAAGAGAAAUGCGCCGCUGAUCUAAUUUUAACUCUUAUUGUAUGGCUUGUCCGAUUUAUAAGAUCAAUUUCGCCAUAAAUUUACUAUGGCGUUAAAAACGGACAGAGUAUACUAGUUGGAUGGUUAUUUCACUAUAUUUACACCAUAUAACCAAAAGCAUACAUUAAAUGCAGUUACAGUGUCACUACUAAUUUCUGAAACAUUAUACAAAUAAAAUGCACGUACCUAAUUAUUAGAAUUAUUUAGUUAGAAGAAAUAAUAUAAAUUUUAUGACAAGUUUCUGUUAUAUUUGAGUAUUAUAAAUUCCACAUCUGCGAAUGUAGCAAUUUCUACACUACGACCCGAUGACGGUGACAAUUCUGCACCGAGCAGCGACGCAAGAUGUAGCGGGCUGCGCUUGAGCAGCCCUGCCCGCUCGGUGGUGGUAGAAAAUUUUGGUGGGAAGCAAGUAGGGUGCGCCCGCGCCACAGUCCGUCGGUGCUACGCGCGGUACGCGCCCGCCUUUUACUCGUGCAGUGCGGUUACACUCCCGCUAAAAAUUGGACCACAAACUAUAAGUGUCACUACUGCAACUUUUAAACCAGUUUUCCACCCUGAUCCCGUGCUUGUUUGCCCCAUUUACGACUCUGGGUACUCCCGCGUUCGCUGUUGAAGGCAUACAAGUGACUCCUGUGACAUUUGACAAGUGACACGACUCGAUCUCGAGGAACUGUUGUACAAGUGGACUGUGUAUGAUGUUGGUUCGGCUGUGACACGGACACGCUGCGCUGCGCUCUCGCUCUCGCCCGACUCCAGCCUGAUAAUACGUCAGGGUGGCGGCGUCUAAGUAUGGCAGCGGCGGGAUCUCGCUGGGUUCUGGGGUCGCGGUAAGACGCGGCAUGAAGUGCGCGGGGGUCGCCGGCAGCGGGGGCGGCGACGAGCUCCUUCUCGGCGCGUGCUGGCUCGACCCCAAGCUGGACGCCGCUUCGCCCCCUCCGACCUGCCAUGAAUUGUUGGAUUCUCUACUAGCUCCACCUCCACUGGCAGAACUAAAACCUUUGCCUCCUUUUACUGGCUAUACUGGUCAUCUUUCGAUAAAUGGUAUCUCUGGUCACCAUUACCACGCCAUCGCUCAACGUCUUCCAGAAGAAAACAAUAACUACCCCACACAAAGUGGAUAUGGUGCUGAUCAUGACGUUGUCUCAUCAUCAACAUGUGCUGCGGAGACUGAGCCCCCUGAUCUCGAAGAUGUUAAACCUUUCCCGUUAGAUGCUGAUACGAAACCAUUCUCAGCGGAAAAUUCUGCUCCCGGCGCACCUGAUUCUUGCGCUACAUCUUGCUCGCCACCUGCAAAAAUGUUUGAUGAUAGUCACAAACAAGACAUGUACGACAUUAGCUCCAUUGAGGAUAUAGCUGCCAUAAUUGGUUCGGCAAUAGCUGACACAACAGUACCCUCACAACCAGAAGACCCUGAAAGAAAUGAUUCAAGAGACAGUUGGAUGGACAUCGACGCAUGGAUAGCAGGAGCCUGCAGCCAACACAGUGAUAAAAUAGUACCACAAGACCUGGCUGAGUUUUUGCCAAGUUCUCCACCGCCGUCACUUCCAAGUUCUCACCAUCCUGGGUUAGAUUUUCCAUGCAAACCAGGUCAGGAAUUUUCAAAAAGCCAAGAAUUCCUGCACAAGAUUUCAUCUCACGGACAAGCUGGCUCAACUCUACAGACUCUUCUCACCCAUGGUUACAUGCCUCUGCUUCAAAAUAGGCUACAAAAUGGCCCACCGGUGAAACAAGAAGCACCCAGUUCUACUAGUUUUGGUAUGGAUGUAAUAUCGACCUCUUCUCCUCCAGGAAACGCUGUAUCAACCACAGAUGGCGUAGGUGGCCUCUUGAACGGCCGGUACCCACCUCAUUAUGCUCUCAGUUUGAAACCCGAUGGACUUUGUAGUCCGGAUCGGCUAUUGGGCUAUCCUCACGCCCACACAACGACUGCUACUCCUUCCAGCAAGAGUAAAAGAAGUCGAGCAAAGGCGAAACAGUCAAGUAAUGGAGGGAAUAUUCACGGUAGUUCUUUGGCUUUCCCCACAGCGACGGCAGCCGAAUUGAGCGGCCUUCUUGGAAAAGAAAAGCCUGUUCAUCGUUGCGGUAUAUGUAAUAGAGGGUUCCUCAACAAAUCUAAUAUAAAGGUGCACCUUCGAACUCACACAGGUGAGAAGCCCUUCAGGUGCGAUGUCUGCGCUAAAGCGUUUCGCCAGAAGGCGCACCUCAUCAAACACCAGCAAAUACAUAAGCGAAUUGGGAGAGACUAAUCAUAGAGCAAAGACUAACAGGAUCAUUCCUGGCACUAGCUCAAAAUGAAGCAUUUUGUAGAUCGUAGAUAUGUGUGAGUGAUUGUUGUUUGUGGACGGACGUAUUAUUGUGUGCUGCUAGUACCUCAAUUUGAGCGGAAUCUCACUUUUUAGCCUAGUAAUUGUUCAUGAGUACUUCAACAUUAAAAGUAUGUAUAUGUCAUUGUCUUUUAACUUAGUUAUGAGCGAUAGUCUUGUAUUGAUUUGAUAUUAACCCCUUUAGGUUACACUCCUCCUAAGGACAAGUGCAAUGUUAACUAGUUUUAAGAUAUGUCUCCAGAAAUACUUUGGUGUAGAUAAUAUUAUUUAUAUUAAUUUUAGUGAAAAUUUAAUUUACAUUUUCCUGAAUGGUUAUUUUUGUACUUAUUACUUUAAAUUUCAUCUCAUUAGCUAGAUUUAUUAAUUUGGCUAAGUAACAAUUAUUUUGAUGCUCCUUAUUUGUACUGUUAAUAUAGUACGUAUGUUAGAUCGACUUCAAAAUGAAAUUGAAAUAAUUAUAAUGCCUUAUAUGUAAAUAAUUACUCCGAUUACCUAUUUAUAGUCAAUUCUAACGAAUAUUAAUUAGUAAAUUGUAAAAAAUUUGGUGCAUGAAUCCUUCAUAUAAACAAAUAAGACAAAUCUCAUGAUGCUAGCGCGUAGGUACUGUAAAUCUUUGAAUAUUUACGUUUACUUCAACCUGCUACAUAUCUAAUACCUCCACUACAUUAUUUGUCAGCGAAAGCUUUCUUCGUAUAUACUUUUAUAGUUUUUAUAGUAAUAUGAAUUUAAAAGCAAACACAAAGUCUAGCGGUGUUUAGUCAAACGCUGAUUGUGCGGCGCCGUGAGUUGAUCGAUUCCUUCAUAUUGCGCUGGCGCACGCGAGCUCCGGAACUGGCCGCGUCCGGGAAGCGGAUGGAAAAAAUAUUUAAAAAAAUUGUUCCAAUAACGAUGUUGCGCAAUAGUGCAUUCGACUCAUGUUAAGUUAAAUAAUUUGCUUACAUAUAUUACCUCUAACCUAACGGUGUCUUUUACUAGAUGAUCGACAGCCGAUAAGUACUAAAUUACGACUCUCGUCUUUUUUCACAAACCGUUUAAUACUUCUCAUACCCUAAAUAAAUUGUUUUUUUUUUCUUUUUCCCAAAGUUACAUAUAUUUGAUACAUAAUUAUUUACAAAUCCAGGGGAAAAAUAGCAAAAUAAAUAAAACAUGGAUUUUCACUGCUAGAUCAAUAAGCUAAAUCCUAUUCACAAUAUAUAUUAUAUUUUUAUUAUUGUUAGUAUAAAAUUUUAGUAGACAAUAUAUGAAAAUUUUAAUAACAUCAGUAAGGUACACUAUUUGUAAUAUAAUAUACCUAUGAUAAAGUAUUUAAAUAUAAAACAAUUACUUACCUAAAAUAACCCGCCCUUAAAAAGUUGUUAUAAAUUAUCAACAUUUAGCUUUUUGCUACCAUGUCGCCUAAAAAACUAUGUACUUUUAACUAAAAAGAAAUAAUAAUAUUAAAAAAAUAAAUAAAUAACUUAAAUUUGAUUUUAUCUGAUUUUGCAUAAAAUUAGGGUCGUUUGUUAUGUAGGCUGCGUCCAAUAUGCAUUUAAGAGUUAAGUAUCUCUUUGCUUUAUUGUUAUAAUAGUAGCUUGUUUUGUGAACAAAAAUACAGUACCUACCUAUUUUUUUUUCUUACAAAUUUCACUUUUUUACGAAAUCUUUAUGUUUUUUUUUUUAAUUUAUUGCUUUCUCUCAUACGAUAGCAUGAGAAUCACCUUAUGCUCUUCCCUCACUUUAAUGAUUACUCGUUCUACCAAAUAUUUAGUGCUGUAUCGUCAUCUAAUUUAAAUUGUUAUUAAUUUUCUAUAAUAGUUUCUUCUUAUUAAUUUCGAAUGAAAUAGUUGAGGUUCGCUCUUGCCGCUAGAGUUCACGGGCCGGCGGCCAUAGAGUCUGUAAACGACUCGACAUCGACAUUAAUUAAUUUCCUAUUUCUAAACAUGGUUUGGUGAAGUUAUGGCAUAAAAUAUCAUGUUAAGAUCAAAUGCACUCAAUUAGAAUACUCCGUUUUAUCCAAAUAUACUUGUAUAGACCCGAUUUACCAAUAUGUUCUCCAUUAAAUUACCAGAAAAAAUUAAGUUUAGAAUCUAUUUCUCAAACAAUUUAACAUUACCAAAGCCAAGUUCAAUUACCGUUUUGAUCACUGUGUCACACCCCAGCUUAUAAUAGAGUCAUAAUGUUUAUCAAGUACCUUUUAUUUAGUAACUAAGUGAUUGAUAGUUCUUAAGUAUUUAUUGGUAACUUUAGUUAUGUAAUUAUUUUUUUUAUUGUAAAUCUUUUCCAAUCCAUUCGGUCAUGCAUCACCAAUACUUUCUUUGUAGAUAUAUAAUGUACUGUUGUAAGAAACGCUGUUAUAUUUUUCGAGAGGUUUUCCAAUUAUCUUAAGUAAAUUGUAAAUUAAUGUAAAUGAAAGAAGAUUUUUCGUUAACUAAA
Molecule: messenger RNA, 8772 nt
Organism: Cydia pomonella (codling moth)
Lineage: Eukaryota; Metazoa; Arthropoda; Insecta; Lepidoptera; Tortricidae
Gene: ich
Product: ichor
Exons: 3
Coding region: 4876-6282 (468 amino acids)
Biological process (GO): embryonic hindgut morphogenesis; embryonic pattern specification; embryo development
Cellular component (GO): nucleus
Molecular function (GO): RNA polymerase II transcription regulatory region sequence-specific DNA binding; DNA-binding transcription factor activity, RNA polymerase II-specific
Source: RefSeq, a predicted model, not a curated record